Fomitopsis serialis is the source of this 984-nucleotide messenger RNA. RefSeq lists its product as uncharacterized. Bases 220 to 876 code for a protein of 218 amino acids. The transcript has 2 exons. The record is from RefSeq and is a predicted model, not a curated record. Lineage: Eukaryota; Fungi; Basidiomycota; Agaricomycetes; Polyporales; Fomitopsidaceae.
CAUCUUUCCACCGCAGGCUUGGGUGAGGAUGGGACUGAUCUGAUGCCUCAGGGCGGACCUGAACACUCAGCACCACCUACUUGACCCGCCUUGGCCACCGAUGUCCCACGAGCCUUGAACGCUAAACAGGUCACGUACUUACUUGCCACCAAUGUCGCCCACCGUACCUAUUAAUGUCUGUUAUCAAGACGCUCAGAACGCCUGUUAGAGACAGACACUAUGUACCGUCAACACAGCACGUCUCGCUCGUCUCCACGUCCAGCAGCGCCUCCGCAUCCGCUGGAUCGCGACUGGAGAUAUGUGCUCCCGCAGUACGAGUACGACAUACGGCGGCUUCCUGAUCAUGGUUGUCGCGCCAUCCAGGUCAGCGUCGUGGCGUACAGAGGAUCGACCUCUGAACGCUCACGUCGGAACCGUCGCGACCUACUUCACAAGCUUUUCAACGAUCUUCAUCAGGUCGACCGGCGCAUCGUCAUGUGCUGGAACUCUGCCCGGGAUCGCUCCUUGCGUGAAACGACGCUACGAUUCCACCGCGAAAGCGUCGUUCAGCGACACCACGAGCGAUUGCGGAUGAUACAGUGUUUCGUGGAAAGCUUCGAUGGGCUCGUCUGCUUGGAGAACUGGGAGGCGAUAUCGAUGGAUGGGGUACGGAGGCCCGAGGCUGACGUGCAGAACUAUCGGGACGAGCUGCUCCAUCCGCUCGUCUCCAGAAUCAACUACCUGCUGGACUUAGUCCAUGGCACCGACCACCUUCCGAAUUUCUCAACCUCGCGAGCCGUCUAUAGGAGGCUGAGGAAGGAAGUGCGGCAGUGGUGGACCAUCAGGGAGGGCUUGCCGUGGGUGUACCGAAGCCCGCGAAUAACAGACGGCGCAUGAGCGCAUGCUUCAAGAUAUAUCUAUAGGUCGAGCGUUAGUGAUCCUCCGGCUGCGCUGGCUACUGGUGUGACUCUCUACGUGCAGCCUAUGCAGACUCGGAGGUGGUUG